Messenger RNA from Fusarium keratoplasticum, 1542 nucleotides. RefSeq names its product MFS transporter. Gene Ontology annotation, biological process: transmembrane transport. Lineage: Eukaryota; Fungi; Ascomycota; Sordariomycetes; Hypocreales; Nectriaceae. Bases 1 to 1542 code for a protein of 513 amino acids. The transcript is spliced from 5 exons. Gene Ontology annotation, molecular function: transmembrane transporter activity. Gene Ontology annotation, cellular component: membrane. The record is from RefSeq and is a predicted model, not a curated record.
AUGUCUCCUAAAGAAGCCCUCGACAGUGCACACACCACUCAUCAUGUAGAGGAGGCUCGCGCCCCGGCGUUUGAGGAGAAACCGAAAGCCAACAUCGACAACAUUCGCAAUGACGCGGCCGUCAACGUCUUGGAGCAGUACACUGGUAACCUAGAGUGGAGUGAUGUUGAGGAGAAACAUCUUGUGCGAAAGAUUGACAGGAAGCUGAUGCCUUUGAUGUUCCUCACCUACGGGCUGCAAUACUACGACAAGUCCAUGUUGUCCCAAGCAGCUGUCUUUGGAUUGCGUCAAGACCUACAUCUCGAAACCGGGAACAGGUUCAGCUUCUCAUCAUCCAUCUUCUACAUCGGCUUCAUUGCCGGGGCCAUGCCGGCAAUCUUGAUGGCUCAGCGCUAUCGCAUCGAACGUGUUGCUGCCACGGUCGUCGGCAUCUGGGGCGUUUGCCUGCUGGGAACCAUGGGAUGCCAGGACUACCGUGGUCUCUACGCACAGAGGUUCUUUCUGGGAUUUCUUGAGUCUGGAAUUUCACCCAUGUUCAUGCUCAUUGUCGCGGGAUUCUACAAGAAGGAUGAGCAAGCCAUGAGGAUUGGAUUUUGGUUCAGCGCGAACGGGUUCAUCUCCAUCGUCAGUCCGUUGGUCAACUGGGGCGUGGGCCAUAUCUCCAGCGGCCCACUCAGCCCCUGGCAGUACAUGUAUCUCAUCGCCGGCUGCUUGACCGUUGUUUGGGCAUUCAUCAUACUCUUCUUCAUGCCACCCGACCCGAUCCACGCAAAGAACUUGUCUGAGAGGGAGCGAUACAUUGCUGUCUCCAGAUUGCGAGUCAACAAUGCCGGAGUGCGCAAUACGCACUUCAAGUAUAAGCAAGCACUCGAGGUUCUGGUUGAUACCCGUUUCUGGCUCUCCUUCGCCAUGGCCGUGUUGAUCAUGAUUGCCAACGGACCCAUCUCGACCUUCAUCGCCAUCGUAAUUGGCGGGUUUGGGUUCACUCCCUUCCAGAGCUUGCUGCUUGUCAUGCCUGCUGGGUUCGUAGCUGGCCUUGAAGGCCUCGUUGUGUGUUAUUGCGCCUACAAGUUUCCGAGGUGGAGGACUUGGUUGAUCGUCGUAACCCUGCUUCCCACCAUCACAGCUUCGACCCUACUCUGGCAGCUGCCGAGAUCCUCCAAAGGUGGACUUUUGGUCGGAGUUUAUAUGCUGGGCGGGUUUGCCGCCCCAUACUCGGUGCUCAUGGGUCUUCAAACCGCGAACACGGCUGGCUACACGAAGAAGUCGCUCACUGCUUCUGGGUUGUUUCUCGGAUACUGUAUCGGAAACAUCAUCGGACCCCUUGUCUUCAAAUCGUCCGACGCCCCUGCCUAUGGCCCAGGCUUCACUGUUGUCCUAAUCACAUCGAUAAUUGCAGGGGCUCUGGCAAUCUGCUACCGAUAUUUGUGCAUGUGGGAAAAUGCUCGGCGCGACCGAGUUAGUGAGCCUGAAGGAUAUGAGCAUGCUUACGACGACGACAUCACGGACAUGAAGAACCCCCAAUUCAGAUAUUCUAUCUAA